Messenger RNA from Emiliania huxleyi CCMP1516, 339 nucleotides. RefSeq lists its product as hypothetical. The transcript has 3 exons. Lineage: Eukaryota; Haptophyta; Isochrysidales; Noelaerhabdaceae. The coding region runs from base 1 to 339 and encodes 112 amino acids. The record is from RefSeq and is a predicted model, not a curated record.
AUGCGGCCCCUGCCUAGCUUCCUGCUCCUAUGCGCGAGCUAUGGCGUGACCGCUAUCGCGUAUGGCUUCCCCUCCGGGAAGCACGGCCUCGACUACUGCAUCGCCGAGGCCGACACCACCAGCGACAUGACAGCGUCGACCACCAUGGCACCUCCACCAUGGACAAGCCUUGCACCAUCUAUCCCGUCCGAGUCCGCCAUUUGUUUCGACGAUCCAAUUUUUGACUUCUUCCUCGCUAUUUGCAGACUUCAGACCAGUACAAGUGCACUCAUGGCCCAAUACGAUGGCGCUACAACUCAUGAGGCACGGGACCCUUGCUGCGACAACCCAGCCCCAUAG